CAGGAUGACACAAAAUCAGCUCUUAGUUACGGCGAUAGUGAUAAUUUCGAUAAUACAAAUUACUGGAAUCCAAUGUGCUCCACUGGGAAAGAGUGGGGGGAAGACAGAAUUUCGGGACAAGGCCUUCGACAAGGAGUUUAAAAAAGUGACCUGGAUUGGAAACGAACCAGUUCGCGCCCUGGAAUCGUUUGAUAACCCACCCGAUAGGGAUAACGCCCGCAGAGAGGUGGAUAAUUUUCCCUCCAACAUCUACAGCAAGUACGAUAAUGUGCAGAAAAAGGUUAAGGAUUGGUUUGAUACUGAACCACUAAUUGACCAUAUCCAUGAGUCGGAAAAAUAUGGAAACGAGGGCGAUCAGUUUUAUUUUAUCACAAAACCGCUGGUGCAGCUGACGGAGAAGAUGUCUAAUUUGACCAACAAAAUUCUUGCGGCUCCAAGGAAUCUUUUCCGCAGUGCCAACAAAAGCGUUUCCGAAAAACUGAAUGACUUUGGAGGAAGUUUAGUUGGAUUAAGGAGAUAAUUGAGUG
Molecule: messenger RNA, 527 nt
Organism: Sabethes cyaneus
Lineage: Eukaryota; Metazoa; Arthropoda; Insecta; Diptera; Culicidae
Exons: 4
Coding region: 5-520 (171 amino acids)
Source: RefSeq, a predicted model, not a curated record